UGACGCGGCCAAGAGCAUUUUCGUCCUCCCCAUAUAUGUAUACACAUAUCUAUAUGCAUGUGUAACUGUGUAUGUAGAGAGAGAGAGAGUGUAUCUUGGUGUCUACUUCAACUAACCUUCAAGGCUUUCCCUAUUUCCCAAGCAUUCUAAUGGUCUUCUCCAUUUACUCCCAAAACAUCUACAUACUCGCAUUUUUUUUUUCGAUUGAACGAAACAGAUAACCAUUUGAUAUGGCUCUUCUCCGGUGGCUCCACUGCCUCUUUCUGAUCUUCUCCAUAUGGGUUUCAACCCUCGCUACCACCCAACCCAUGCCGCCGCCGCCGCCACUCCGCUGCAACCAAACCCACUGCACACUCUCCAACUCCUACGGGAUCUGGGGCGACCGAACCACCUGCCACUUUCCGCCCACGGUCUUCCCAACAACCGAGGAGGAGCUCCGCCAGGCAGUGGCCAACGCAACCAGAAACAACCUGAAAAUCAAAGUGGUGACCAAAUUCUCACACUCCAUCCCUAAGCUGGCCUGCCCGGAUUCAAUCUCGAUGGUCAUAAGCACCGAAAACUACAACUCCAAGAUCAAUGUUGACGCCCAGAACCUGGCGGUGACGGCGGAUUCCGGCGUCGGGCUCCGGGACCUGAUCGAUGCAGUGGAGGAGAAGGGGCUGAGCUUGGCGGCGGCGCCGUACUGGGAAGGUGUUUCGGUGGGCGGAAUGAUAAGCAGUGGGGCUCAUGGCAGCUCUUGGUGGGGCAAUGGAGGAGCUGUUCAUGACCAUGUUGUUGGGCUCAGCCUUGUGGUUCCUGCAAAAGAAUCUCAAGGGUUUGCUAAAGUUAUCAGAUUGGGAGCCCAACAUCCUCUUCUUAAUGCGGCCAAAAUUUCUUUGGGAAUUUUAGGUGUCAUCUCUAAGGUGACAUUCGCCCUGGAGCGAGGGUUCAAGAGAAGCAUAGCCUACAAUUUCACAGAUGAUUCAGCCAUAGAGAAUGAAUUCUUGGACCAUGGCAGGAAACAUGAAUUUGCAGAUAUUGCCUGGUACCCAUCAAGACAUACUGCUAUAUACAGAUAUGAUGGUAGAGUUCCUUUAAAUGCCACCGGUGAUGGAGUGAAUGAUUUCCUUGGCUUUCAGUCCAAUUCCAUUCUGGUUUCUGAAUCAAUUAGAGCAGCUGAGAAAACACUGGAAAAUACCAGAAACGUGAAGGGAAAAUGCACCCUGGCAUCAUCGUGUCUGGCGUACAAGAAACUGGUCGCCAAUGGGCUGAAGAACAACAUCAUGUUCACCGGCUAUCCGGUUGUCGGCCGCCAAGGAAAGAUGCAAACGUCCGGUUCUUGCCUCUACUCGCCGUCGGCAAGAAUCGACACCUCCUGUUCUUGGGACCCGAGAAUCAAAGGCCUGUUUUUCUACGAAUCAACGGCCAUUUUCCCGGCUUCGAAGUUUGCAGACUUCGUGCUUGACGUAAAGUCUCUGAGAGACCUGAACCCAGAAAACUUCUGCGGAGUGGAUAUCUACAACGGCUUUCUAAUCCGUUUCAUCAAGGCUUCCAAGGCAUACUUAGGACAGUCCGAGGAUUCAGUGGUUGUGGAUUUCAACUAUUAUCGAUCCAACGACCCGUUGAGCCCUAGGCUGAAUCAAGAUGUAUUGGAAGAAGUGGAGCAAAUGGCGUUCUUCAAGCAUGGGGCUAAGCCACACUGGGCCAAGAACAGGAACCUGGCGUUCUUGGAUGUGCAUAACAAGUAUCCAAACUUUAGCAAGUUUCUUGCUGCUAAGAAGCAACUGGAUCCUUUAAAUGUGUUUUCUAGUGAAUGGUCUGAUGAGAUAUUGUUUGGGAAGGAUGUGAAUAGAGAAAAUGGGUGUGCUUUGGAAGGGCAAUGUGUGUGUUCAGAGGACAGGCAUUGCAGCCCUGAGAGAGGGUACUUUUGCCACCCUGGGCUUGUUUACAAAGAAGCAAGAGUUUGCAGGCAUAGGGCCAAUGAUGCCUCCAGUGAAGCUUAGUUAAGGUAUUAUCGAUUUUAUGAAUGAUAUGUUAAAUGCAAUGAAGCAAAGUUAAUGUGGACA
Messenger RNA from Diospyros lotus (date-plum), 2045 nucleotides. Its product is annotated as L-gulonolactone oxidase 3. The record is from RefSeq and is a predicted model, not a curated record. Gene Ontology annotation, cellular component: membrane. The coding region runs from base 231 to 1982 and encodes 583 amino acids. Gene Ontology annotation, molecular function: D-arabinono-1,4-lactone oxidase activity; FAD binding. NCBI's taxonomy places the organism in Eukaryota, Viridiplantae, Streptophyta, Magnoliopsida, Ericales, Ebenaceae. The transcript is spliced from 4 exons.